Naegleria lovaniensis is the source of this 1176-nucleotide messenger RNA. RefSeq lists its product as uncharacterized. Bases 1 to 1176 code for a protein of 391 amino acids. Gene Ontology annotation, molecular function: translation initiation factor activity; guanyl-nucleotide exchange factor activity. Gene Ontology annotation, cellular component: eukaryotic translation initiation factor 2B complex. Gene Ontology annotation, biological process: translational initiation. The record is from RefSeq and is a predicted model, not a curated record. NCBI's taxonomy places the organism in Eukaryota, Heterolobosea, Eutetramitea, Acrasida, Naegleriidae. The transcript has a single exon.
AUGAGUCUUUCAUCAUCCGUGUCUUCUCUCUCAUCGGGAGGAAGUGAUAAAUCAUCAUCAACAACAAUACCUUCUCCCCUCUCUAAAGACUAUCUUAAUCAAAUCUGUGAUACUUUUAUUAUUAAUCUACAACGUAAAAAAAUCAAGGGUAUUUAUAAUAUUGGAAAACAUACUGCUGAGAUUCUCCGAGAAAUUGUUGCCAUUACUAAAAAGAAUGUACUAGUGCAAGAUAUUAUUGAUGCUUGUAGAUAUGUUGGUAAGAGAUUAAUGGAUGCUCAACCUACCAUGUUAGUCAUUGGAAAUGUUGUUCGGAGAGUUUUGUUUAUUAUUAGAGAUGAAUUUAAUACUUAUAUUAAACAAAAGAAACCAUCCAGCAAGACAUCACCAAGCAUUCGUCAAUCAACAUUGAAUAUUUCAAACCCUGCUGUUUCUGGAAAUUUAUUAAAUUUACUUGAAAUGAAGAGUGAUAUCAAUUAUGCAGAGCCAAUUGAAGGCGAUUACAAGGCAACAGUCAUUGAAGCUGUCAAUGUUCUAAUUGAUGAAAUGGAUGGUCUCUAUAAGGAUAUCUCUGAACAUGCUUCUGAACACAUACAUUCAAAUGAAGUGAUACUGACCGUAGGAUUAUCACACACAGUUGAAUUCUUUCUCCUCGCUGCUGCUAUCAAAGGCAAAGAAUUUGACGUUAUUGUGACUGAAAAUGCACCUUCUUAUUCUGGACAUCAAAUGGUAUUGAAAUUAAGCAAGGCUGGUAUUAAGACAACUCUCAUUUCAGAUGCAAGUGUUUUUGCCAUUAUGGAUCGAGUCAAUAAGGUUGUCAUUGGAACACAUGCAGUGAUGGCUAAUGGUGGUUUAGUAGCUCCAAGUGGAACUCAUUUGGUUGCAUUGGCUGCAAAAGAAAAAUCAAUUCCAUGUGUGGUUUGUAAUGGUCUUUACAAGUUAACACCAUUGUAUCCAUUGGAUCAAGAUUCAUUCAAUGACAGACAUUCCCCAUUGGAAAUUAUCAAAUUAGAAGAUGGUGGUUUAUUGAGAGAUGUUCAUAUUUUGAAUCCUGCAUUUGAUUAUGUUCCUCCUGAAUUGAUUGAUUUGUUUAUUACUAACGUUGGAACACAUUCUCCAUCUUAUAUUUAUCGUUUAUUGACCGAAUAUUAUGAUCGAAGAGACUACAAUUUGGAUUAA